AUGAGCACUGUCAGUCACCCUCGAAUGAUACUUCCGAAGCUUUUCUCAAUCACCCCGGUAAAGUUGUAUUGUGUUGUGGGCACACCGGAAGAACAGCAGCAGAUGAUAGAAAAAAUUGUAUCACAAAACCUAGCAGAUGCUCAAGCCAGGACGAUGGAUCCGCUGAAGAACCAGAAACGGCCUCACCUUGAAGUCGGCGCACAAUAUACACAAAAGCGGACUUGUGUUAAAUCUGAGACUCAAGAAAAUAUUUAUCUCGACAACGGCAAAAGUGCAAUUCCUGGCAGUUGCGAGGAUUCAGUUAAAGAUAAUGGCAAGAACGCCGGUGCGGGUCCUGACGGUGACAUGGGCACGGAAACGGAUCCAUACGAUAUCGUGCCACGUUCAGGAUCAACGAUUCCGCCCAUUUUGUUUUCGAAACUGCCGUCGGACUUCAUGCACGAAGUAGUGAUAUUUGAGGAACGAGGUUGCGUGGAAAACUGCCCAGCCUUCUACGCCAAAGUGCGCGUCAAUGUUACGACCGCUGAAGAGUUUGAUCGGUGGUUAUCUGGUUUCGAAAUGCGGACGCAUACCCAUUAUGUUUUGAACGCCACUUUACCGUGUACUCGCCAUUACACGUUCGGGCGCAGGUUGGUGUGCCAGCACAACAGGUGUCCAAAGAAAGUCGAUGUCGACAGCCAUGAGCCCCGUCGCCUAAAGUCCUUCAUGGGAACUAAUUGUCACUCCAGAAUCAAGGUGGGCGUCAAGCCCUGGAAGAUAGGCAGUUAUAAUCGUGAUGUGUAUACAAAGAUGGGACUGGCGGGAGUUAUAGACAUAGUAUUUGAUCACAAUCACCCGGUGGGUACCGCUGAUUCGCUUGGCCUCCUACCGCUCCGCAAAGAGCGCUUCGCAUCAGAGGCUCGAGGAUUUCGCGUUUCGCCUCAUUUCACUGGACUGUUGUUGAUUAUGAUUACUUCCACAGGUGUCCGUGUUCUUGUGGCUCUGUUCUUGUGCUUCGCGCUAAUCGCUUUCGUCGUGUUUGGCUUUUCCUUCGUUUUGAUUAAGGCGACCGCUACAAGUCGAUCGUCGGAGGAUGAAGAGGGCAGCAGGGCAUCCGUGUUGUCAGAAAUUUCCAGAAUACCUGAGGACUCUGGGAAGUCAAAAGCGACCGCUUUGGAUGAUAGCGAAAUCAACUCGGAUUCCAGAGAUUUAUUCGAACAAUCUUCUGUUAAUGUAAAGCCAAAUGUUAACCUCCCUGCCGAAGACCACACUUACAUAGGGGCAUAUGAGAAACAAAAGGUAUCGCUAAUCGUUAGAAAUGCCAGCAGUUAUGAACAUCCCAUGGCGCAACGUAUGACAACGAUCAAACAGGUGGACAUGAUCAAAUAUGGAAAAAUCAUCGGAAUAGCAUUUCGGAACCACAGGCUAUACGUGGCUUCUUACAGUAGUGGCAAAAUUGUCGUUUUUUCCACUCCACGUUUAAAUGUCGUUAAAGUAAUAACGUCGUUUGGUCCGUUCAUUUACGAUAUCGCCGUGCUGUCCGAUGGCAGCAUCGUAGCUACCAGCAGCAAAUCCGGUUUCAUUCUUAAAUACGUACCUUCGUCGAAUACCAUCGUGCAACAGAAAAGUCAGGUCGUUCCAGGAGGCAUCGCCGUCACUCCCGAAGACCAUGUUUUCGUACUGUCCAAAAACGACCACCUGGUACACGUCUAUGACAGGGAUUUGAAUAACACAGACGUUCUACGUUUCCAAGCAAACAGUCGAUCGAGCUGCAGUUUUAUCAAAUAUUACAAACAUACGUUGUACAUAAGCUGCGAACAGCUGCUGGCAUUGAAUCUGAAGCGAAACAUCAUCGUCAGCGCUGCAUACGAUUUACGACGACGUUACGGUGGCGGGUUGGCUGUAACCUUCGACGAUGACAAACGGUACGUUUAUACGGCCAACCGAUACACAGGCGAAUUCGACGUUUACGACGAAAAUCUGAAGUUCCUCAAAUCGCUCACAGGCGACCAAACUCACUUUGUUUCUGAUGUGGCAGUCGGUGACGGCAUUUUAUUUGCUGUCGACUAUGUGAAUGUACGUGUACUAUGCUAUCAGUUAGCCUAA
Messenger RNA from Soboliphyme baturini, 2085 nucleotides. The record is from the annotation of a GenBank genome assembly. Lineage: Eukaryota; Metazoa; Nematoda; Enoplea; Dioctophymatida; Soboliphymatidae.